Messenger RNA from Gracilinanus agilis (Agile Gracile Mouse Opossum), 465 nucleotides. Its product is annotated as keratin-associated protein 4-3-like. Bases 67 to 465 code for a protein of 132 amino acids. The transcript has a single exon. Lineage: Eukaryota; Metazoa; Chordata; Mammalia; Didelphimorphia; Didelphidae. The record is from RefSeq and is a predicted model, not a curated record. Gene Ontology annotation, cellular component: keratin filament.
GAGACUUUCAUACUCAAGUAACUCACUCACCUGGAAACCAACCCAGAAGCUCAACCUACCAACACCAUGGUCAGUUCCUGUUGUGGCUCCACCUGUUGUGGUCCAAGUUGUGGCUCUGGCUGCUGCACCCCAUGCUGCUGCCGCCCCAGCUGCUGUAUUACUAACUGCUGCCGCCCCAGCUGCUGUGGGUCCUGCUGCUGCCAGCCCUGCUGCCGCCCCAGCUGCUGUAUUUCUAGCUGCUGCCAACCCUGUUGCUGCCGCCCUAUCUGCUGCACAUCUAGCUGCUGCCAGCCCUGCUGCCGCCCCAGCUGCUGUAUUACUAGCUGCUGCCAGCCCUGCUGCUGCCGCCCCAGCUGCUGCGGGUCUAGCUGUUGCCAACCCUGCUGCCGCCCCACCUGCUGCUACAUCACCUGCUGCAGAACCAACUGCUGCAGACCAGCCUACUGUGGAUCUUCUUGCUGCUGA